Molecule: messenger RNA, 846 nt
Organism: Haliotis rubra (blacklip abalone)
Lineage: Eukaryota; Metazoa; Mollusca; Gastropoda; Lepetellida; Haliotidae
Exons: 2
Coding region: 1-846 (281 amino acids)
Source: RefSeq, a predicted model, not a curated record
AUGACAAAGUAUCAUCUACUUUACGGAACCAGCAGUAGAGAUGAUAAGAAGCUCAACAUCAGCGUUUACCGGAAACCAACACAUACAGACCAGUAUCUCCAUUUCUCCCCCAGUCACCCUAUCCAAGCCAAGAGAGGGAUAAUUUCAAUCCUGACCAGACGAGCCAAGAACAUCUGCUCCACAGCCGCAUCACUAGACACCGAGUUGGACCACCUGAGACACGUCUUCACCAACUACAACAAAUAUCCUGCAUCGUUCGUCGACCAGACCAUCAACAACACCCUCGACCCUGACUAUAAACCUCCCCGACAGCAAGCAGCCCCCUUCACCAUCAGCCACCCCUUCAUCGGACCAACUAGCCACCACAUCCGACGACUCCUCAAACAGCAAGCCAACACUGAUGUCAUCUUCCAAAGAGGCAACACUAUACAGAACCUCCUGCAGGCCACAGGCAGACCCACCCCGGCAAAGAAGCCAGAUCCUGCAGAUGUCGUCUACCAGAUAGAAUGCGACUGCGGCGAAUCCUAUAUUGGUGAAACAUCAAGAACAGUCACCAUUAGGAUCAAACAACACCAGGCCUCAGUAAGAAAGAAAGACUCUAAAUCCGCCAUAACCGACCACCUUAAAGCCAACCCAAACCACAACAUCAGUUGGAACACCACCAAAGUCAUCGAAAGGAACCGGCCCGAUUUCAAAACCCGAAAACUACUUGAAGAUGUCCACAUAAAGAAGAUUUGCCCAGCCAUCAACAGAGAUGAAGGAUAUUUCAUCCCCAAGGCCUAUCAUCACUUGCCCAAUAAACUUCAUGUAACCCUACUCAACCAUUGUACAUUAUCCAUUGUGUAA